CGCUUCCGGCCUCGUCCCACCCUCUCCCCUUUCGUCGUAUGUCGUUGGCCGCCCCGUAGCGCACUCAGCUGCCUCUGUACCGGAUCUUCCUCCCGCGCGUGCGCAGUAUCCUGCAGACCCGGAAUUGCUUUUAAAUGAGUGACAGAGUGUCCUGUGUAUGUCCUCGUAUCGCCGUGAGAAGUUCUGAAGUCCUUCAUCUUAGCUGCCGGCUCCCUGGGGUCCACAUCCGCUUCCUGUUACUAUCGUUCUAGAGUCCACGUCCUUCUCUGGGAGUUCUGCCUUCUAACUUGUGGAGACCGCUGCUUAAAUUCCUGCAUUGCCCAACCCCUAAGUCCCUGAUCCACGAAGAGGGGUCACUUCCCAAGACUGAUCUUACGUGAGAAGGAAGCCCAGAGGAAGAGGAAAGCAAGGAGUCAGAAAUGACUCAUUCCGAGGGACGGCUAAUGUUUCAGGAUGUGGCCAUAGACUUCACUCAAGAGGAGUGGGAAUGCCUGGACCCCAGUCAGCGGAAAUUGUACAGGGACGUGAUGGUAGAGAACUACAGGAACCUGGCCUCCUUGGGGCUUCUCUCUAAGGUGGACCUGGUCACCUUUCUGGAGCUAUUGAAGGAUCCCAGGAAUAUGAGGAGAAUGGAGGCAACAGCCAUUUACCCAGCUAUGUCUCCACAGGACACCCAGGAUUUGAUGCCAAAGAAUCCAGCAUUAGAAGAUGUAUUCCGAAAAGUAAACCUAGGAAUGUAUCAAAUAUUUCACCUCAAAAACUUAAAUUUAAUGACGGAUUGGGAAUAUACCAGGGUAAAUGAAAGACAGUUCUUCCCCCAACAGAUAUCUUCUAUCCAUUCCAAGAUGUAUAAUGUUGAUGAUAAUGGAAGAGAUGCAAUCCAACCAUCAUUGUUCAAUACAUAUUGUGGUAUGGUUAAUACACAACAGCUUUCCAUGUAUAAUAAAAUGAGUCAGACCUUAAGUAAGAGCCCCAGCUCCAAUAAUUACAAGAGUAUUUAUGGCGGACUGAGAAGAUAUUCCGGCAAUGAAACUAGGUAUACAUUUGAAGGAGACUCAAACCUUAAGAAACAUCAGGGACCUGAAUCUUCAAACAAGGAUUCAAAAACUAAUAAUAGUAGAAAUACCUUUGAUCAAAUGUCAGGUUUUUCUCUAGAUAAGAGUACUUGUACUGGAGACAGGACUUGUAGUGAAUAUGGUAAGGUUUCUAAUCACUGUUCAGAACUUACUCAACAGGAUGCUGUUCAGAAUCCACAGAAAGAAAACAAGUGUAAGAUAGGUGAGAAAAUAUUUAGUAAGUCAUCCAAUCUAAGUAGACAUAGGAGAAUUCAUACAGGAAGGAAACCUUUCAAAUGUACAGAAUGUUGCAGAGCAUUUAACUGUCACUCACUUCUUACUCAACAUCAGCGAAUUCAUGCUGGAGAGAAACCUUAUAUAUGUAAAGAAUGUAACAAAGCCUUUCGUCGUUCCUCAUUUCUUACUCAACAUCAGAGAAUUCACGCUGGAGAGAAACCUUAUAAAUGUACAGUAUGUGGCAAAGCCUUUACUUACAACUCAAGCCUUAUUAAACAUCAGCAAAUUCAUGCUGGAGAGAAACCUUAUAAAUGUACAGAAUGUAGCAAAGCCUUUACUUACAACUCACUUCUUAUUCAACAUCGGCGAAUUCAUACUGGAGAGAAACCUUAUAAAUGUACAGAAUGUAGCAAAGCCUUUACUUGCAACUCAGACCUUAUUGAACAUCAGCGAAUUCAUACUGGAGAGAAACCUUAUAUAUGUAAAGAAUGUAACAAAGCCUUUCGUCGUUACUCAGUUCUUAUUAAACAUCGGCAAAUUCAUACUGGAGAGAAACCUUAUAAAUGUACAGAAUGUAGCAAAGCCUUUACUUGCAACUCACUUCUUAAUCAACAUCAGCGAAUUCAUACUGGAGAGAAGCCUUAUAAAUGUACAGAAUGUAGCAAAGCCUUUACUUGUAACUCAGACCUUAUUCAACAUCAGCGAAUUCAUACUGGAGAGAAACCUUAUAUAUGUAAAGAAUGUAACAAAGCCUUUCGUCGUUCCUCAUUUCUUUCUGAACAUCAGCGAAUUCAUACUGGAGAGAAACCUUAUAAAUGUACAGUAUGUGACAAAGCCUUUACUUACAACUCACGCCUUAUUAAACAUCAGCGAAUUCAUGCUGGAGAGAAACCUUAUAAAUGUACAGAAUGUAGCAAAGCCUUUACUUAUAACUCAGUUCUUAUUAAACAUCGGCAAAUUCAUACUGGAGAGAAACCUUAUAAAUGUACAGAAUGUACCAAAGCCUUUACUUACAACUCACGCCUUAUUGAACAUCAGCGAAUUCAUGCUGGAGAGAAACCUUAUAAAUGUACAGAAUGUACCAAAGCCUUUUCUUACAACUCACUUCUUACUCAACAUCGGCGAAUUCAUACUGGAGAGAAACCUUAUAAAUGUACAGAUUGUAGCAAAGCCUUUACUUGCAACUCAGACCUUAUUGAACAUCAGCGAAUACAUACUGGAGAGAAACCUUAUAUAUGUAAAGAAUGUAACAAAGCCUUUCGUCGUUCCUCAUUUCUUACUCGACAUCAGAGAAUUCACGCUGGAGAGAAACCUUAUAAAUGUACAGUAUGUGGCAAAGCCUUUACUUACAACUCAAGUCUUAUUAAACAUCGGCAAAUUCAUACUGGAGAAAAACCUUAUAAAUGUACAGAAUGUAGCAAAGCCUUUACUUACAACUCACUUCUUAUUCAACAUCAGCGAAAUCAUACUGGAGAGAAACCUUAUAAAUGUACAGUAUGUGGCAAAGCCUUUACUUACAACUCACGCCUUAUUAAACAUCAGCGAAUUCAUGCUGGAGAGAAACCUUAUAAAUGUACAGAAUGUAGCAAAGCCUUUACUUACAACUCACUUCUUAUUCAACAUCGGUGAAUUCAUACUGGAGAGAAACCUUAUAAAUGUACAGAAU
This is a messenger RNA of Bubalus bubalis (water buffalo), 2958 nucleotides long. RefSeq names its product zinc finger protein 345-like. The transcript has 6 exons. Bases 420 to 2921 code for a protein of 833 amino acids. The record is from RefSeq and is a predicted model, not a curated record. Gene Ontology annotation, biological process: negative regulation of transcription by RNA polymerase II; regulation of immune system process; regulation of cytokine production. NCBI's taxonomy places the organism in Eukaryota, Metazoa, Chordata, Mammalia, Artiodactyla, Bovidae.